AUGUCCUUCGCCGUUAUUACCGUUCCUACUAAACCGUUCGAUGACCAGAAGCCUGGUACUUCUGGUUUGAGAAAGCACACAAAAGUAUUCCAGGAGCCUCACUACUCUGAGAACUUCAUCCAAUCUAUAUUAUCAGCAAUGCCCGGCGGACCAAAAGAAAAGACCCUUGUUGUUGGUGGCGAUGGAAGAUAUUACAAUGAUCAUUUUCUCAACUUGAUAGCGCAAAUUGGUGCUGCCAAUGGCCUAAAAAGUUUGGUCAUUGGUCAGAACGGUCUUCUUUCAACUCCAGCUGCGUCUCAUGUAAUAAGAGCUUAUAAUGAAGCAGGAAAGACUGUGGAUGGAGGUAUCAUUUUGACUGCCUCUCAUAAUCCUGGUGGACCAGAAAAAGAUUGUGGUAUCAAGUACAAUUUAUCUAAUGGAGGUCCCGCACCUGAGUCUGUUACUGACAAAAUCUUUGAGGUUUCCAGACAGCUCACUUCCUAUAAGAUCAUUAAGGAUCUUCCUAAAUUGGAUCUUACUCAGGUCAAUAAAAAGUUUUACGGACCUUUGAGCGUGGAGAUUAUUGAUUCUACCGCAGAUUAUGUUGCUAUGUUGAAAGAAAUUUUUGACUUUGAUUUGAUUAAGCGUUUCAUAAAGAAGAGUCUUCCAGCUGGAUUCACUUUCUUGUUCGAUGGUCUAAAUGGUGUGACUGGUAUUUACGGUAAGGCAAUCUUUGUCGAUGAGCUAGGCCUACCUGUUUCUGCUAUUCAAGACUGCACCCCAUUACCUGAUUUCGGUGGCAUGCAUCCGGAUCCUAAUCUAACCUACGCACGUUCUCUUGUUGAUCGCGUUGACAAAGAACAGAUCUCUUUUGGUUGCGCUUCUGAUGGUGACGGCGACCGUAACAUGAUAUAUGGUGCCAAUGCGUUUGUUUCUCCCGGUGAUUCCGUUGCUAUCAUCGCCGAGUAUGCGGCUGAUUGCAUUCCUUACUUUAAAAAGACCGGAGUUCGCGGUUUGGCAAGAUCCAUGCCAACAUGUGGUGCCAUUGACCUUGUUGCUAAGGAUAAAGGUUUGAACUUGUAUGAGGUGCCAACUGGUUGGAAGUUUUUCUGCGCCUUAUUCGAUGCCAAAAAACUAUCUAUUUGCGGUGAAGAAUCCUUCGGUACUGGUUCAGAUCAUAUCAGAGAGAAGGAUGGCUUAUGGGCUAUCAUGGCAUGGUGGAACAUUUUGGCCUAUUUGGCUGAAAAGAACCCUGAAGAUGACCCUACUCUCGCCAAUGUUCAGCAUUCUUUCUGGAAAAAGUAUGGAAGAACUUUCUUCACCCGUUAUGAUUUUGAAGGAUGUACUAAGAAGGCCGGUGACAGUGUUAUGACUCUCUUAAAAUCAAAGAUUGAUAAUCCUGUUUUCAUUGGUUCUAGAAUAGGUGAGGCUAAGGUAGUUGAAGCUACCAGUUUUUCGUACACUGAUUUAGACGGAUCUGUGUCCAGUAAUCAAGGUUUGAUUGUUAAAUUGGAUUUUGGUGUCAGAUUCGUUGUCAGAUUAUCUGGUACGGGAUCUGCAGGUGCAACAAUCAGAUUGUACUUGGAGAAACAUGCCUCCGACAAGUCCGAUGUCACUUUAAGCAAGGACGCUGGCAGCUUCCUUGGUGCAGAUAUUAAGGCUGUUAUCGAGUUCUUGCAGCUCAAGAAGUUCAUUGGAACCGAAACUCCAACUGUGAUUACUUGA
Brettanomyces nanus is the source of this 1704-nucleotide messenger RNA. It is a transcript of the gene PGM2, whose product is annotated as Phosphoglucomutase-2. The coding region runs from base 1 to 1704 and encodes 567 amino acids. The transcript has a single exon. Gene Ontology annotation, cellular component: cytosol. Gene Ontology annotation, molecular function: phosphoglucomutase activity; magnesium ion binding. The record is from RefSeq and is a predicted model, not a curated record. Gene Ontology annotation, biological process: carbohydrate metabolic process. NCBI's taxonomy places the organism in Eukaryota, Fungi, Ascomycota, Pichiomycetes, Pichiales, Pichiaceae.